AUGUCAGAACGCAGCAGCCAACCCACGGUCCUUAUCGUCGGAGCAGGUCUGGGAGGGCUCAUGCUUGGAGCACUCUUGGAGAAGGCCGAUAUCCCCUAUGCCAUCUUUGAGCGCACCGCCGUGGUCAAACCCCUUGGAUCUGCAUUGUUGGUUGGCCCUAACAUGAUUCCUCUGUUUGAGCAGUUGGGCAUCGAUAAGGAGUUCAUUGCUAUGGGUAGACCUACCCCUAAGAUCACCGUCAACCGUGAGGGUGGACCCCCACUUUACAUUGUCAGUUCCCUCCCUCAAGUCAAUACCGGAUACUACAGCUAUAUUGUAGCUCGCCCACUGUUCUACGAUCUCCUGUUGAAGCAGAUCCCCACAGAAAAGAUCCACUUCAGCAAGCGCGUCCUCACCAUCUCGGAGAAGGAGGAGCGAGUCAAGAUCCAUACGGCUGACAAGUGCACUUACGAGGGCGACAUUCUCGUCGGAGCUGACGGCGCCUACAGCGCUGUCCGUCAACGCAUGUACGAGGCUCUGAGACAGGAGGGAAGACUGCCCAAGUCUGACCAGGAAGAUUUGCCCUUCCACUCGACCUGUCUUGUGGGCCAGACCACACCGGUUGACUUUGCUGACUUUCCCGAAUUCCAAGAGCCUUUGUUUGGAAACAUGACCUCUAGCAAAGCCGCCGAGGAGCACCGUUUCCGCGAGUCGGACAACUCGCAGUGGGGACCUCAUGCUGCCCAAGCGAUGGUGGAUGAGACGCGCCAUUUCCCGCUCGUUGUCGGAACCAAGAAGAUGACCAUGGGCGACCUUUAUGAUUUAACACCCGAGGGUCGCAUCUCCAAGGUUAUGUUGGAAGAAAAGGUCUUUCAGACUUGGAACUCUGGCCGUACCGUUCUCUUGGGCGAUGCCUGCCACAAGUUGAACCCAUCUGGUGGUCAUGGAGCAAUCACCGCGAUGCACGACGCCACUGCCAUCGCGAACAUCAUCUACGCCCUUCCAGCCAACGCCAACACCAACACCGUCCACAAGGCGUUCGCAGAAUACCAGGCCGAGCGAAUCGUUCCCGUUACAGAAUCCUACAAUACCAGCAAGUCGUUCUCCAAGAUCAUGGAACGAGGCAUCGUUGGCAUGAUUGCAUUGUUCUUGUUCAAGAAUAUUCCUCUCUGGCUGUUGAAUAUAAUUUAUAAGAGGCAGAUUUUGAUUAGGCCCCAGGCUGGGUUUUUGCCGAUUAUACCGUUGAAGGGUACUGUACCUGCUAUACCGUCGCCGAGUACUGAGAAGGCUAGGGCUGUCUAUGACAGGCGCAUGGCUGCCGUUUCUCUUUAA
Linnemannia hyalina is the source of this 1311-nucleotide messenger RNA. NCBI's taxonomy places the organism in Eukaryota, Fungi, Mortierellomycota, Mortierellomycetes, Mortierellales, Mortierellaceae. The record is from the annotation of a GenBank genome assembly.